AUGGCAGGAUUAGAUUUCUCGGGAAUUCAACAGUUUGAUCCUCAUUCAGAGCCAAGUUCGCUGGCUUCGCAGUGGAAAGAAUGGCUGCAACGAUUCAAACGAUGUAUAGUCGCUUUUGACAUUUUGACAUUUUGACACAAAAGGACUAUGAGUUUCUCUGUACAAAUUCAAAGGACCAAAUCUCUUUACGAAAAACUAAAACUAGAAUCUAUGCGUUUGGCUCUUCAGAAGCAGUUGAGUUGAAAGGAAAGUUUGAAGUUCUAGUUAACUCAAAGCGUCGUGUUGCUGCCGCUACAUUUUAUGUCACAAAGGGAACUCAAGGCACUACUUCAAUUCUCGGUUGUGAGACGUCUACUAAUUUGCGUUUGAUUACCAUGAAUGUUAAUUCUGUGUCGAAAGUAUCGGCUGUCAAGUCGGACUCUGGAACUGAUACGAGUAGCUGUGAUUUGGAUGCGAGUAAAAGAAAAGAAAACCUAUUGAAAGGUAGGCACCCUAAUGUAUUUACAGGAAUUGGUAAACUAAAGGGGCAUGAACAAAAGAUUCACAUAAAUACCAAUGUACCCCCUGUUGCCCAAACGAACAGGCGUGUUCCAUUUCAUUUACGCAAACAGUUAGACACCUGGCUUGACGAUUACUUACAAAAAGAUAUAAUUGAGCCUGUAUCUGAUGAGAGCACUGACUGGGUGAGUGGACUAGUUCUUGCACCAAAACCCAGAAACCCCAAUGAAGUAAGAGUAUGCGGCGACUACCGCAAAGCAAACACAGCUAUAAAAAGAGAAAAACACCCAAUUCCUACAGUUGACGAACUGAUGGAAAGUAUGAAUGGGGCAAUUAAAUACAGUAAGAUUGAUUUGAAGGCUGGGUAUCACCAAAUUCCCCUUGAGAAAAGUUCCAGGUCCAUUACUACAUUUAUUACGCGUCGUGGAUUGUUUCGCUAUAAACGAUUACCUUUCGGUAUCAACUCGGCCAGCGAGGUAUUUCAGCAUGCUAUCGAGAAUGCCAUUCGAGGGAUAGACGGAGUUCGUAACAUCGCGGAUGAUAUAAUUGUUUGGGGGUCAACACAACAGGAACAUAAUUUACGGUUAGAGCAGUUAUUUGCUCGCUUAGACGAGUCCGGCUUAACCGUAAAUAAUGACAAAUGUCUAUUUGAUCAGAGAGAACUUUGGUUCUAUGGCUUUCUCCUUACUGAUUCAGGCAUAAAAGUUGAUCCAAGGAAAGUUGAUGCAAUUAAGCAUGCUAAGGAACCAAAGGACACAAAAGAACUCCGUAGUUUCCUAGGGCUAGCAAAUUAUUGUUCCAGAUUCAUCAAGAACUUUUCAACUCUUACAUCCCCCUUGCGAGAACUUACUGUAGCCAAAACACCCUAUGCAUGGACACCUAGACACACAGCAGCAUUUGCUGCUAUUAAAGAAGCUAUACAGAAAGACUGUAUCAUGCAUUUUUAUGACCCAAAUCAGAAAACAUGUCUAACAGUCGAUGCAAGCCCCACAGGUCUUGGAGCAAUAUUGUCGAACAUUGACAGAGCAGGUAAUUUGCAUAAUGUAGCAUAUGCCAGUAGGUCACUCACUCUAACUGAACAACGGUAUUCACAAACCGAACGAGAGGCCUUAGCCGUUGUCUGGGGUUGCGAACGGUUUCACAUGUACCUAAUUGGUGCAGAAUUCACAAUUUGCACCGAUCACAAAGCCCUUGAGGUAAUUUAUUCACCCAAAUCCAAACCACCUGCUCGGAUUCAACGGUGGGCUCUUCGCUUACAACAAUACAAAUUUAAUAUAAUAUAUCGCAAAGGCGAAGGCAACCCUGCUGAUCUACUUUCUAGACAACCACUACCUGUAGUAUACACUGAACAUUGUGACAUUGCUGAACAAUAUAACAAUUUUAUAGAGAAGAACACCAUCCCGAAGGCCAUGAGUAUCGAGUCCAUUAUUGCAGCAACUGCAGUUGAUCCAGAAAUGCAAUCAGCGAUUGAAAGUAUCCAAUCGGGUGUCUGGGCAAAGCAUCAUCCCUUUUAUGCAGUGAGAGAAGAACUCGCUGUCACACCAAACAGUCUCUUGCUCCGUGCAAAUAAGUUGAUCAUUCCAACAAGGCUUAGAAAUGAAACCAUGACACAUGCCCACAAAGGUCAUCAGGGCAUUGUCAAAACAAAACGAGCCCUGAGGACGAAAGUGUGGUGGCCGCGAAUUGACAAAGAUGCGGAAGAAUUUAUUAAGCAUUGUCACGCAUGCCAGUCUCUCGGGCAUGGUGAUCCGCCACCGCCUCUUCAACAACACAAAUUGCCCUCCAAACCAUGGGAUAGACUUCACAUGGAUUUUUGCGGUCCAUUUCCCACGGGGGAAACACUUUUUGUUGUCAUUGAUUCAUAUUCAAAGUUCCCAGAAGUGGAAAUAAUGAAAUCCACUACUGCCAGCGCCGUCACGAAUCGCCUGGACAGAAUUUCGCAGUUCAUGGCAUUCCCACUGAAAUCUACUCGGACAAUGGUCCACCGUUUGCUAGUGAUGCAGUGAAGAAAUUCAUGCGAAAUCGCGGAAUAAAUCACCGGCUUGUAACACCUUAUUGGCCACAGGCCAACGGGGAAGCCGAGUCGUUCAUGAAGCCCCUCGGUAAGGCUGUAAAAGCAGCGAAAAUGGAAGGAAAGGAUUGGAAAGAAGAGCUACAUGGUUUUCUGUUAGCUUACAGAACUACACCACACUGUACCACCGGGGUCGCACCAAGUCAGCUGUUGUUCAAUCGCGAAGUUCGUACGAACAUGCCAACUUUUGUAAAAGAGGGGGAUAUUGAUUACAAGAUUUUACACGAACAGGCUAAGAUAAAUACGUCAGAGAAGCAGUCGAAAGCGCAGCAGUAUACAGAUAAAAGACGACGAGCUCGGAAAGCAAACAUCGAAGUAGGAAUGAAAGUUUUGGUGAAACAAGAACGAAAAAACAAAUUUAGUACUGUUUUUGAUCCAACACCUUUGACUGUAACGAAAGUUAAUGGCACAAAGAUAACCGCAGCGAGACACGAUCUCACUACCACCUGA
Paramuricea clavata is the source of this 3019-nucleotide messenger RNA. The record is from the annotation of a GenBank genome assembly. NCBI's taxonomy places the organism in Eukaryota, Metazoa, Cnidaria, Anthozoa, Malacalcyonacea, Plexauridae.